AGGGCGGUCCUGGGCCGGGCGAGCCGGGCUCUUCCGCUUCCCUCCGCGCACUCAGGAAGGUUUUGGAGGCCGCGGGAAGGAAGCCGGGACAGCAGCGCGCUCGGCCAGGAGAGGAGCCUGAGAGCGGACGCCCACGAGGGUCGGAAGGAGUCCUGCCGUCUGCUGUACUGCUCAAGUUGGCAAACCAUACCAAGAGCAUCAAAGAUGUCCCUUCAGGCAGCAAAGGGAUCGUCAGCCCGUAAAUCGAAGCAAAUGACUGUAAAGACAUCUUUGAGCAACCCGUAUACUCUGCAGUGGAGCCCUGUGGAUGGAGCAGACAUGCACUACAUAUUGGAGGCCUUAGGAGAUGUUAUGAAACAGACUGGGUUAGAAAAGGUAGAGACUCGGAGAAGGAAGAAACCCUUUUCUGGAAAGAAGCAGGAGAAAGAACAAUGCAAUGGCCAGACCAGCAGACUUCAAGACGAGAAUUGCUCUGGAGAUGCUAAAGCACAUGGGUGGACAAACUUGCAAAUCAGGAACCAACUCGCUAUCGGGAUCAAUGAAGUAACAAGAGCGCUGGAAAAAAAUGAGUUGCUUCUGGUGCUUGUGUGCAAGUCUGCCAAACCUGCUAUGCUAACGUCUCACCUUAUUCUGCUCUGUGCAAGCCGGGCCACUCCAGCCGGCCAGGUCCCACGUCUCAGUGAAAGCCUCGCACCGGUCCUCGGGUUAACGUCCGUCCUAGCCCUGGGAUUUAAAAAGGACACUGACGCUUUUGCAGAGGUAGCCAAAACCAUUAUCCCGCGAAUACCACAUUUGGAUGUGCCCUGGAUUCGGCACGGAACAGAACGUUUGCUGGCCACUGAAGAUGCUCAUCCGGCGAACUUGCAGGCGGGUGAGGGCACAGAGUCAGACCCGGAAGAGCGCUCUCCCAACCACAAGCGGAAAAGAGCAGAUUGCAGCAGGCGUGCCUCUCCUGCUACAGCCCUGCAAGCACUCAAGGUUAAAAAAAUAGUACCCAAUCCAAACAAGCGAAGGAAGCUUCCCAAAACUAAAAAGCGCAUUUCAAAGUAAUCAAUUAUAUUGGCUUGUUCCCACAUUUCUUAUUUGCCUGUGUGUGUGUGUGUGUGUGUGUGUGUAGCCAGUAAAAGCUAUGUAGCAUUAACUAGGCUUGCAGUUAAGAAUAUAUACCAACAUUACAAAAUUCAUAUUUGUGGCAAGAUAUUCAAGCUAAUAGCUUGGUACUGGACACAUGUCAUUUCAGAAAAUCUAAAAGUGCUUGGAACAAAGCCUUUUUCUGGAUUAAAUGUAAUUCAAAACAAAAGAGUAUGGAAGUGAUAACGUUUAUUCAAACAUCCAUCUGUGCUGAUAGAUUCAAUCGCUAGUAAUCUCUUUAAGAUGCCGGAAUCACAAAACAUCUGCAAAUUUGAUAGCACAAUGUUAUCCUUUGGACACUUGCAUUUGGUCAAAUAAUGCAUGCAGAACUGACCCCAGGUGCAUUUGGCCUUUAAGAGAGGAGUAUUUUCUUUAGCAUGUCAAUCAGCCCAAAUAUCUGCAAGAAGAAAAGCACUUCAGAUUUGGAUUUUGGGGUGCAGGUCACAACUGAUCUUGCAGAUCCCACAAUGCAGAUUUCCUAAACAGAGGUUACAGCCUUGCCACGUUCAGUUUAACAGCAUGCUAUUGAAUCUAAAAACUAAAAAUGCCCCUAAACAGCUAAAACGGGGGUGCAACUUAAAAUGGCUGCUCAGAGGAAACUUGUUUCAAUCAGCUGCUAUUAAUAUAUUAAUACUGAAAACAGGCAAGUUGUAGGGGCAGUAAGGAGGCGGCAGCAGCAGCAGCAAGAACUGGAUAUAGGAUGUGUAGUUAAAUUAUUACCUAUUUAGUCAGGUGCAAAACUUUGUGCUUGCAGUAGUUUGUGCUUAAAGGGUUAUGGAAAGGCGAAAUCACCACAUGUCUACACCAACUGUGCUUUGCUUUCUUACAUUUCCAGCACAAAUAUUUAAUUUGUUGUAAUUUUAUGACAUUUCUAUUCUGCCUUUCCUCUGCCAUGGAAACCUAGGUGGUUCCCUAGUGGUCACUCAUCCAAGCACUGACUGGACCUGCUUGGCUCCAGCAAUUUAUUGGAUAAUAAUUGGGAAGAUUGUUCUUAGUUGUCUAGUGAAGGAGAAAAACGAAGGGUUAUUAAUCUUACGAAGUCUUGCGUAGUUCUGAGGCUUUCCUCACUCCUACUUCCACACUAAUUUCAGCUAUUCAGUGCUAUUUUAAUGCCCCCCUCACACACACUUGUUUAACCAGUCAUGUAAACUUAUCCAGAUCACUACUGAACAUCUUCACCUUUAAUUGAAUCAUGGUGCAUUAAAUUGAAAGCUUA
Podarcis muralis (Common wall lizard) is the source of this 2347-nucleotide messenger RNA. It is a transcript of the gene RPP38, whose product is annotated as ribonuclease P/MRP subunit p38. Lineage: Eukaryota; Metazoa; Chordata; Lepidosauria; Squamata; Lacertidae. Gene Ontology annotation, molecular function: ribonuclease P RNA binding; ribonuclease P activity. Gene Ontology annotation, cellular component: nucleolar ribonuclease P complex; fibrillar center; ribonuclease MRP complex. Gene Ontology annotation, biological process: tRNA 5'-leader removal. The record is from RefSeq and is a predicted model, not a curated record.